UUACGCUAAAACGUGUGCAUGUUUGCUCGCUCGUAGUGCAGUAAUGGCGACUUCAGGUCCUCCUACUUCGUACCAGAACGUUCUGAGGGACAAGCAGAUCGCCGCCCUGAAGAGAAUGCUCAACCUGAACCAGCCCACUCCGCGGGGCUCGGUGGCGGCCAGCGAGCCAGUCUGGAAGGUCCUUAUCUACGACAAGUUUGGCUCUGACAUCAUCUCUCCACUGCUCUCAGUGAGGGAGCUGCGCGACCUUGGAGUCACCCUUCACCUGCAGGUGGACGCAGGGAGGGAGCAGAUAUCGGACGCGGUGGCGGUGUAUUUCCUGAUGCCCACGGCGGCCAACGUGGCGAGGAUCUGCCAGGACUGCAGAGCCCAGCUCUACGACAAGUACUACUUGAACUUUGUGACUGCUAUUCCCAGGCCUCUCCUGGAGGAGGUGGCCAAAGCCAGUCUGGAGGCUGACUGCGUCCCUCAGAUUGGGAAGGUGUAUGAUCAGUACUUAAACUUUAUAUCUUUGGAAGACGACUUCUUUGUUCUUCGUAACCAAAUGCUGGGGGAAGUAUCCUACUAUGCUCUGAACAGACCAGAUGCAUCAGACGAAGAGAUUCAGAGAAUCUGCGACUCGAUCGUGGAAUGUCUGUUUUCAGUCUUUGUCACCUCUGGGACAGUGCCAAUCAUACGAUGUCCUCGAGGUAAUGCAGCGGAAAUGGUGGCCCAGGCUCUGGAUAAGAAGCUACGAGACAAUGUCAGAGAUCCUCGCAACAGUAUGUUCACUGGAGACUCCACCGCCAUUGCUCAGCUCAGCUUCAGUCGUCCUCUGCUGGUCAUUCUUGAUCGGAAUGUGGACCUGGCCACACCCCUCCACCAUACCUGGACCUACCAGGCCCUAGUCCACGACAUGCUGAACUUGGACCUAAACAGAGUUACGCUGUUGACGGCAGAUGAUGAACCUCCUCCCUCCCCUACCUCAUCGCCACAGCAACGAACCUAUGACCUCUUGCAUUCGGAUAGGUUUUGGGAGCAGCACCGCGGCAGUCCAUUCCCAGCAAUGGCGGAUGCAGUUCAAGCGGAGGUUGACCGCUACAAGACAUCGGAGGAAGAGAUGAAGAGUCUCAAGUCAGCGAUGGGUGUGGAUGAUGACGAGUCAGAGGAUUCUGACCUACUCACAGACAAGACCUCGAAACUGGGGUCUGCCAUCAAAUCGCUGCCUGAACUGAUGGAGAAGAAAAAGAGUAUUGACAUGCACACCAACAUCGCCACUGCCCUUCUGGAGCAAAUCAAGGAAAGGAAGCUGGAUGUGUUUUUUGAAAUGGAAGACCGGAUGAUUUCCAAGUCCUCACUGGACAAGACAGUGCUGGACAUGAUCUCUGACACUGCAGCCGGAACCCCAGAGGACAAAAUGAGACUGUUCAUCAUCUACUACAUCCUCUCACCUGACAUUGCCGAGGCAGAUGUUGUACAGUAUACAUCGGCACUGGAGGCAGUGGGAGCAAACACAGCGCCACUCACCUACCUCGGACACUGGAAGUGAGAACUUCUUUCUCUCUCUCCUCAUUCUUUCCUCAUUCUUUCCUUCUCCAUUAGAUCACUGUCAAAGAUGAAGGCUCCCCGGCCACUGGGCAGCUACACUGCCUCCACCACCUCCGUCAGUUCCGUGGUGUCAACCAUGUCCAAUUGGAUGAACUCUGGCUCAAAGUGGAUGGAGGGGGUCAAAAAUCUAGUGGUGGGGACCAAGAACCUGCCAGUGACUAGGAUUGUAGACCAGCUGAUGGAGCAUAGGACGACAGGGCAAGUGACGGAGGACUACUGUUACUUUGACCCCAAGCAGCUGCGUCCCACAGACAGUCGCCCCGCCCCUCAAUCCAAGACACCGUUCACUGAGGCCUUUGUGUUUGUGGUAGGAGGUGGUAACUACAUUGAGUAUCAGAACUUGCAGGACUACUGCAGUCGACAGCAGACCGGCAGACACGUCACAUACGGCACUAGUCAACUGAUGAACGCCAGGCAAUUCCUGGACCAGCUGGCCGAACUAGGGACAAGGGACUAGAUCACAUUAUGUCCAGAAACUAUAAUUCUCGUUUAAUUUAUAACUUUUUUACAAACAAAACAGCAUGAAAUUCACAAUGUGCCACAUUUGCAGAUUACAUAAAAACAAAUUUUGGUGUUAAUAAAUACGAUUGGUUGCUGGGGAUCGAAUGCGGUAAAAAAGUGAGAAAUGAUGUGAGAAAUGACAGUUCAAUACAUACACAGUGUGCAGUGAUCACAUGACCAGUCACGUGAUGUGGGUGGACUAAUCUCCGGAUAUGACAUUCAUCUCCAUGCAGAGUGCAGAGAACCUGGGCCGGGCCUCUGGAUCCCUCUGCCAGCACUGAACCAUGGCUCGCGUCAUGUGACCAGGGCAGCUGUCCGAGGGUGGGAGGGGCAACGUGAGCCCCUGCGGAACCCUCACCAGAACCUCCUCGUCAGCCACGCCCUCAAACGGGAGUUCCCCAAACGAGAAUACCUCCCAACACAAGACCCCGAAACUCCAGAUGUCGCUGUGGAGCGAGAAGGCGGGCCCGUCGUCUGUGGCAACCAGGAGCUCGGGCGGCAUCCAGCGAAUGGGGAGGAGCUGCGACCCGUUGUCAUAGUAAUCAGUUUGGUAGAGGUCGUGACCUAUGCCGAGGUCUGCGAUCUUGACGUGGUUGUCGGAAGAUACGAGGCAGUUGCGAGUGGCCAGGUCUCCGUGGAUGAUCCUCUGUGAGAAGAGGAACGCCAUUCCGUCUGCUACCUGGAGCACCAGUCGAGACAGUGUGGUGGGAGAGAGAGGAGUCGGUCUGCCCGCCACCGGGCGGUUCGCCAGCAGGUACUUCUUCAGAUCACCCUGGUCCAGGUAUUCGUAUAUGACGUAAUAGGGCUCAGUGUCGGUACACAGGCCAAGGAUGCAGGCGAUGUGUUCGUAGUCAAUCCUCAUUUGGUUGGCAAAGUCCACAAGUGCCAGGUCGGGCUGGAACUGGUCCUCUCCGUCCCCACUCCGUACCAACACCUUCACCACCACCUGAGUUGUUUCCUCGUGAGAGACGAUGUUUCUGGCCACCCCCAGAACCACGGGCCCGAACUCUCCCUCACCUAGAUCUGCUCCCAAUGUGAGUUUGGCGCGAGGGUAGUUGGGCAGAGUGGCAGUGAGCGAGCUCUGGUCGUCGCUGCUAAACAUGCUGUCGGUCCCCCCGGUCCCGGGGGUCUGGAGAACGGGGGAGGGGGCCGGGGGGGUCACCGAUCGCUGGAGCUCAGACACUGCAGCCGCCCUGUCAAAAGUAGCCAGCGGAGGGUGAACUGGGUAGAGCCCGUUCCUGAAUCCCUGGGGCUCUGCGAAGCCGUUAACAUCGUCAAACACAGGGGCCGCCCCGCCAUCCUUGUGACUGGAGGCUCUACU
Molecule: messenger RNA, 3409 nt
Organism: Geodia barretti
Lineage: Eukaryota; Metazoa; Porifera; Demospongiae; Tetractinellida; Geodiidae
Source: the annotation of a GenBank genome assembly